UUUGUUUCGAUUUUAAAUUGGUUUUUAUUUAUUCCAAUCAGAGAUUUUCUUCUUAAUUCACAAUUUCAAUUGAAUCCAGACAAUAUGUUAUUACGAAUUGGUUUUUAUAAUGCACCGAUUCCAGUACAAACAGAUCUUUAUUUUUUUGAAUUACGUAAUGGUGAACAAUUUUUGGAAGGUACACCGGCUAAUCUUCGUGAAAUUGGUCCAUUUGUAUUCAACGUUGAUCGAAAACGAGAAAUUAUCGCAUGGACUGAUCAAACUGUAAUAUUUCAUGAAAAAUUUUUUGCAACUUUUGAUCAGGAACGAUCACCAUUUUCAAUAAAUACUCGUAUGCAAACGGUGAAUGUACCGAUAGUGGCAUCAUUAGGAUGGACAAAUUAUUGGCUGGAUAAAUUUAAAAUCCGAUUCAUUUAUCCAAUUACCCAGCAUGCAAUACAUAUAAUAAUGCGAACAUUUGGUGAAAAUUUACUUGAAGAAAUUCCUAUAUCAGAAGUUUUAUUUGGUCGUAAAAUUUCUAUUGUUACCGUAUUCGAUUCAUUAGCUGCAUCAUUACGUUUAUUUCAUAUACCAUUUCCAGAUUAUACAAUACUUUGGGAAUCAUUUGGUAAUUAUGAAAUUGUUAAUAGUUCAUUUGGUGUUAUGGAUUUAUUUAUGGGUCAUUGGUUUGGUCCAUUGGAACAUUAUCGUUUUAAUCGUCCUGGUCAUCAUAAAAUGAAUGAAGUUCGUAGUAUAUUAGGUUCAAGACAUUAUGAAAAUUAUGCAUCACCAUGUAAUCUAAUUAAAGGAUUAGAUAUAUUUCAUUUUGGUUUACAUGAUCAGGGUCAAUCAUUCGAAAUUUAUUUUCAACAUUUUUGUCGUCGUAUUAAAUUUAUACGAAAAGGAUACCAUUGGAAUAAUGGAUUACGUACUGUUCGUUAUGAAGUAUGGCCAUUUCUUUUCAAUAUGCGUUUAGUUGAAAAUCGUUGCUAUUGUUUUGGUGAUCGUAAAUUAAAAGAAUGUGAUGGUUAUACUGAUUUGGCUGGUUGUUUUGGUGGUUUAGCACUUGCAUUUAGUUUUCCACAUUUUGUUGGUUCACCACAUCUUAAUCAUGAUGUAUAUGGAUUACGGCCACAAUGGUCUGAACAUGGUAGUUUUAUUGAAUUAGAACCAACAUUAGGCAUACCUGUACAUGCAAAAUUAUCAUUUCAAUUUAAUUUUAUUCUACGUGAUUUACCAAGAUUUGGUCCAUUAAGUAAAUUACAUGAAUGUAUUAUGCCAUAUGCAAGAGUUACAGUGCAAGCAAAAGUAGAUGGUUGGUUACAAUUGUAA
This is a messenger RNA of Dermatophagoides pteronyssinus (European house dust mite), 1311 nucleotides long. RefSeq names its product sensory neuron membrane protein 1-like. NCBI's taxonomy places the organism in Eukaryota, Metazoa, Arthropoda, Arachnida, Sarcoptiformes, Pyroglyphidae. The record is from RefSeq and is a predicted model, not a curated record. Gene Ontology annotation, cellular component: cytoplasm; membrane. Gene Ontology annotation, molecular function: scavenger receptor activity.